AUGAUUGCUGACGGCAAUGAAGAUUCAGCUGAGGAAUAUCCGUCAUCUUUUUCCGCCCUGAAAAUACAUCCAUCAUUACCGAUUGAGCAAAAUUUUGGAAACGAAAUAUCUCUAACGUUUUGA
Brugia malayi is the source of this 123-nucleotide messenger RNA. RefSeq lists its product as uncharacterized. Bases 1 to 123 code for a protein of 40 amino acids. The record is from RefSeq and is a predicted model, not a curated record. The transcript is spliced from 2 exons. Lineage: Eukaryota; Metazoa; Nematoda; Chromadorea; Rhabditida; Onchocercidae.